Penicillium canescens is the source of this 1149-nucleotide messenger RNA. RefSeq lists its product as uncharacterized. The transcript is spliced from 5 exons. The record is from RefSeq and is a predicted model, not a curated record. Bases 1 to 1149 code for a protein of 382 amino acids. Gene Ontology annotation, molecular function: oxidoreductase activity. Lineage: Eukaryota; Fungi; Ascomycota; Eurotiomycetes; Eurotiales; Aspergillaceae.
AUGUUUCAAGACGCCUCCGAGUCUUAUGAUCCUCGCUCCCUGGUGGAUGAACGAAUUCAGCCUUGGCGCAAGUGGUGGCCGUACAAGCCUCACAAUGGAGAUAAAACGACCAGUCCGGUGGUUGUAGACAGCACAGGCGAGGCGCCUUGGAUCAAGUGGGAAUUCGACAACGAUCGUCCAUGGGAGAAACCGUGGAUCUACUGGCCUCUUAGCUGGUCGUCCAAGUACUAUGGUCAUGCACAUGUAGAGCCAGAAGUGACCCACGAUCCCGAAUUCAUCGAGAAGUGUUUGCAGCAGCAAUCUCCGCAUCCACUCUCUGCGUUCCGUCCCUUACGAACGACCUCGUUCGUCCAGUUUUUCAAGGCGAAACCAGGCCACGAGGAGGAGAAGCCAUAUGCUCUCCGCGUUCCUGUUUCUGGAGAGAGCCAGCUGCAGUCCAACUUCGAGGGAGCCUGGUCUCAGAUCAUGCUGACGGAUGUUCGGGGCCACGAAGAUUUAUUUUCACUCGAUAAUGAUGGAUUUGCAUGGUUUCAUCAUGCCUGUCAGGUCGACGUCCUGGAUCGGUUUUUUGAUAUCCAUCAGUACAUGCGGGAGAUGUCGGACUUCAUGUGCCGGCAAUUUAAUGCCCAAGAAGUAUUCAUAUACGAUUAUGUUCGACGAAGCCCGCACCCAGAAGACAGGAAAUCUGGCUUCAGCGACAUUACUCGAAGAAUUCAUUGCGACCAAUCCCCACGUUCCGCAAUCGGACGAAUCAAGCUCCACAUGGGUGACCAUGCAGAAGAGCUGCUGAAGCAUCGCUGCAGGAUUUUCAGUCUCUGGAGACCUAUGUUGACCGUAAUCGAGUCUUACCCACUGACGGCUUGCACAUAUACCUCGACAGUCAGCGGCGAUAUCGUGCCCAUCGACGUGAUAUAUCCCCAUUACGCAGAAGAGUCAUUUGAAAUCCGCCACUCUUUGGCCCACCAAUGGUUCUGGAAAUCUGCGAUGACGCAUGAGGACAUCAUGCUAAUCAAGCUCUUUGACAACAAAAUGGAUCCAAACACCGCGUUCUAUGCACCGCAUGGAAGCUGGAGAGACCCCAAUGCGCGGAAGGACGCCCAGUCCAGAAGAAGCAUCGAGCUCCGGUGCAUGAUUUUCGGUGGAGACUGA